AUGUCGUACAAUCAACCUUGUGACACGUUCUUCGUGGAGGAUAAUACUUUCCAACAACAGCAGCAACAGCAACCUCGACCAAACUCUCAAGAAUAUAUCAAGAUGAUGGGUCGACGGAGGCAGGAAGCCAUGGCCAAUGAAUUAUCUAGACAAGCUUGCGAUGCUUAUAUGGAUGAUAUCAUUGAUCACAUGGCAUCGAUGGAGGAUGCGACUAUGCCAGACGUUGCCUCGAUAGAAAUUCAACAGGAGAUUCAAUGGUUCAUGAGGCCUUAUCUCAUCGACUUCCUUAUUGAAGCUCACUCUGCAUUUCAACUUCUUCCGGAAACUCUUCACCUCGCUGUUAACCUUCUCGAUAGAUAUUGCUCGCGACGUGUUGUCUACAAGAGACAUUAUCAAUUGGUUGGAUGUGCUGCACUUCUCAUCGCUGCCAAGUAUGGAGACAAGAAGGAACGCGUCCCCAUGAUCAGAGAACUAAAGUCGAUGUGCUGCUCGUUAUACGACGAGGAGAUGUUCACACAAAUGGAAUGGCACGUCUUGAACACCUUGGAAUGGAUGAUUGGUCACCCUACCGUUGAUAGCUGGUUGCAAUUGGCCUUGUUGGAAGGACCUGAAUAUGAAGACAUGACCGUCGAGCACAUGUCAUGGUACAUCUGUGAAAUGGCUUUAUAUCACAAAGAAUUCGUCUCAGUCAAACCUUCAGCAAUGGCUCGUGCAUCUUUAGCACUUUCGAGAGAUAUCCUUGGAUGCCCCGAGAUGGAUACCUAUGGACAGGUCGAUUCGGAAUUGAUGCUCAGUCUUUCUCGACAACUCAACCAACCAUCUUCCGUCCUUGCGAGGAAAUAUGCUGCCCCACACCUGUCUAGAGUCUCUGAAGUGCUUCGACGAUUCCUUCUCCAACAAGCAGCUAUGAGCCAAUGCCAUGUCACCCCACCAACUCCACCUGCUGAACCAACCACUAACCAGAAGCCAAUGCAACAACACGAUGUGUAUAGCACCCCACAGAAGGUGUAUGGACAACAUGUCAUCAAUGGUUACCUCACGCCACCAAUCACCCCAGAAGGAGAAUAUUUUGGUACAGGGAAUGGAAAUGAAAUUAAACCGUAUCAAACUUCAGCACCUAGAUGUCCGAUCACCCCAACUCCUCAAGCUCAGAUGCAAUAUAAUCAAUCACAACAAUAUCAGCAACAACCAUAUCAACAAGAUGUCGUCAUGCAAUAA
This is a messenger RNA of Botrytis deweyae, 1218 nucleotides long. RefSeq lists its product as uncharacterized. Gene Ontology annotation, molecular function: cyclin-dependent protein serine/threonine kinase regulator activity. The transcript is spliced from 2 exons. The record is from RefSeq and is a predicted model, not a curated record. Gene Ontology annotation, cellular component: cyclin-dependent protein kinase holoenzyme complex; centrosome; cytoplasm. Gene Ontology annotation, biological process: regulation of cyclin-dependent protein serine/threonine kinase activity; mitotic cell cycle phase transition. The coding region runs from base 1 to 1218 and encodes 405 amino acids. Lineage: Eukaryota; Fungi; Ascomycota; Leotiomycetes; Helotiales; Sclerotiniaceae.